AUGUAUUAUUUUAUCCCAAUAGCUGGCUUUUGCUGGAGUUAUCAAGGCUAUGAUAACAAAUGCAAGGACUAUGUAAUGGAUGUUGUUAAUAAAACUGACUGUUGUUCCUUAAAUUCAGCCUCUGUCGCUUAUUCUCACAAAAAUAUAAGUGCUAAUGAGUUUUUUAUGUAUGAAUAUCUAAAGCAAGGAGCUCCUGAUUGCCAGAGAUGUCACACGAACUGUUCUACGGUCGUUUGUCCUGUAAGCGAAAAAUGUGUUAUGCGAGAAAAAUAUCCGGAAUGUGUUUGUGAUCCCCAGUGCGAUAAAGAAAUGAUAGAAUCUGGUAUUGUGUGUGGAACAGAUCUUAAAACUUAUUCUUCUAUAUGCAAAAUGAGGCACAGAAAUUGUGGAAAAGGAGAUAAUGUGGAGGUGGAUUAUAAAGGAGUUUGUCAAAACUCAUGCGAUAAAAUGAAAUGCCCGUUUAAAAAAUAUUGCAUUUACGAUCAAAAUAAACUACCACAUUGUAUAAAUUGCUCCAAUUUGUGCUCGUCUUCUAAAACCACAAAAUUUCAUGAAAUUUGCGGAACAGAUAAUAUCACUUAUCCAAAUUUAUGUAGCAUUAAAUACGCUAAUUGUUUCUCGCAUGAUGAUAUAGAAAUUAGUUAUGAAGGACCAUGUAGAACCGUUUCGGAAUGUGGAAUGAUCAAGUGCUCACAUCAACAUAUGUGCGUAGAAGAUCUAGAAUCUACUAGUGGUUUUAAAUGCAUGGAUUGCAAGGUGGGUUGCCCUAAAACUAAUAUUACGAUUUGUGGUACUAACAUGAAAACGUAUUCAGACUGGUGUGACAUGAGGGAUGAAUCUUGUAAGAAUCGUGUCCGCAUUAAAACAUUACACCCAGGACCUUGUAAGAACAGACAUAUCUUUUGA
Gordionus sp. m RMFG-2023 is the source of this 906-nucleotide messenger RNA. Its product is annotated as follistatin-like. The coding region runs from base 1 to 906 and encodes 301 amino acids. Gene Ontology annotation, biological process: anatomical structure development. Lineage: Eukaryota; Metazoa; Nematomorpha; Gordioida; Chordodea; Parachordodidae. The record is from RefSeq and is a predicted model, not a curated record. Gene Ontology annotation, molecular function: calcium ion binding; protein binding; extracellular matrix binding. The transcript has 4 exons.